AUGUCAAGAUUCAAGAAAUCGCAAGUCCUAUCUUCCCUUUGGAUCCUAUGCCUCAGGACUUUUUAUACAACCGUUUCGUGCCAAAACUUCUUGGCAAUCCUUGUAUAUAUCUGUUAAAAAACACAUUAAAAUAUAUACACCAAAUCACCAACCGCUUAAUCUGGUUUAAUCAACAACGAAUCUCUAGCUGGCACAAUGCUCAAAGAAACAUUAACUGGGAACAAACACUACAAUAUAUCAUGUUUGGCGAGAGACUGCUAGCAUUACAUACCGACCCAUCAGCCUCGACGAUAAAAAACUUCAAAAUUAAACUUCUAUCGGAAGAACUACCU
Molecule: messenger RNA, 332 nt
Organism: Ambispora leptoticha
Lineage: Eukaryota; Fungi; Glomeromycota; Glomeromycetes; Archaeosporales; Ambisporaceae
Source: the annotation of a GenBank genome assembly